AAAGAUAUAAUAAAUAAUAUUAUUUGUUUUGUUUUUUAAUAAAAAGUGUGUGUGUAUCAUAUUUUAUAAAAAAAUUAUAAAAUAAAUUCCUAAAAAUAAUUAAAAUAAAUUAUUAAAUAAAUAAUAUUUAAACACACCCUUUAAAAUAAUAAACAACUAAAUAUCAUCAUAUAUAAUAUAAGUUUUGUAAAUAAAAAAUAAAUAAACAUAUUAUAAUAAAUAAAAUAAAAUAAAAAAUAGAUAAAUAUAAUGAGUAAAAGAAAAAACGAUUCAGGUGAUACCAAUAAAAAAGCAAUGAAAAAACAAGAAUUAGAAACUACAGAAAUAUCAACAAAUAGCAGUACUACAGAUAAUAAAGCUAAUUUAAAUAUAAACGAUUGGAUUCCAAAAAAAGAAACCUAUUCAAAGAGAUAUUAUGAAAUUUUAGAAAAAAGAAAAGAGUUACCAGUAUGGAAGCAAAAAGAAGAUUUUAUAAAUAUGGUUAAAAAGAAUCAAGUUGUAGUAUUAGUUGGUGAAACUGGUUCUGGUAAAACCACUCAAAUUCCACAAUUUGUUGUCGAUGCAGGAUUAAUAUCGCCAGGUAAAAUGGUUGGUGUAACACAACCAAGAAGAGUUGCAGCAAUUAGUGUAGCAAAAAGAGUAUCAGAAGAAAUGGAUUUCGAAUUAGGUCAAGAAGUUGGUUAUUCAAUUCGUUUCGAAGAGUUAUCGUCACCAAAAACAUUUAUGAAAUAUCUUACUGAUGGUAUGUUACUCCGUGAAUCUAUGGGUGAUCCAACUUUAUCAAGAUACGAUGUUAUCAUUUUGGAUGAAGCUCACGAACGUACACUUAGUACCGAUAUUUUAUUUGGUUUAAUUAAAGAUAUUUUAAAGAGACGUAAGGACCUCAAACUCAUUGUUAUGUCUGCUACAUUGGAAGCUGGUAAAUUUCAAAAAUAUUUCGAAGGUGCUCCAUUAAUCAAGGUACCAGGUCGUUUACAUCCAGUAGAGAUUUUUUAUACAGAAAAAGCAGAAAGAGACUAUUUAGAAGCAGCAAUUAGAACUGUUGUCGAAAUUCACAAACACGAAGACGAAGGUGAUAUUUUAGUGUUUUUAACUGGUGAGGAAGAAAUUGAAGAUACUUGCGCAAAAAUUCAAAGAGAGGUACGUGAGGGACGUUUAGCACCACUCAAGUGUUUACCAUUAUACUCCACUUUACCAAUUUAUCAACAAAGUAAAAUUUUCGAUUCAGUCAAGGAACGUAAAUGUAUCGUUUCAACCAAUAUUGCCGAAACCUCUCUUACAAUCGAUGGUAUCGUUUAUGUAGUAGAUCCAGGUUUUUCAAAACAAAAAACAUAUAAUCCACGUUCACGUGUUGAGUCACUUUUAGUUGCACCAAUUUCUAAAGCCUCAGCUAAUCAAAGAGCUGGUCGUGCUGGUCGUACACGUCCAGGUAAAUGUUUCCGUCUUUAUACCGAAAAAGCAUUCCAAGAAGAUUUAAUUCAACAAACCUACCCAGAAAUUCUUCGUUCUAAUUUAGCCUCUGUAGUAUUACAACUCUUAAAAUUAGGUGUUACUGAUUUAGUACAUUUCGAUUUCAUGGAUCCACCAGUACCAGAUACAUUAAUUCGUGCACUUGAAGUUCUUCAUUUCUUGGGCGCAUUAGAUGACGAAGGCCAAUUAACUAAAGUUGGUACCAUUAUGGCAGAGUUCCCAUUAGAUCCACAACUCAGUAAAAUGUUAAUUGAAAGUAGCGAACGUAGUUGCUCCAACGAAAUUUUAACUAUAUCCGCAAUGUUAUCUGCACCAAAUGUUUUUAUGCGUCCAAAAGAUAAUAGAUUAGAGGCUGAUGCUUCUAAAAAGAACUUUGAUCAUUUCGAUGGUGAUCAUCUUACUCUUCUCAAUGUUUAUCAUGCCUUCAAAAAGAAUGGUGAAGAUCCAACCUGGUGUUAUGAAAACUUUUUAAAUCAUCGUGCCCUCAAACAAGCUGAUAGUGUUCGUUCUCAAUUAGCAAGAAUUCUUACAAGAUUCAAAUUACAAUUGGUUAGUGGUGAUGUAAAUAGUCGUCAAUACUAUCAAAAUAUUAAAAAAUGUUUAGUUGCUGGUUUCUUUAUGCAAGUCGCCAAACUUGAAAAGAAAAAUAUUUAUUUCACUCUUGGUGAUGAACAACAAGUUAUCUUCCAUCCUUCAACUGGUCUCACUCGUAAACCUGAAUGGGUUAUCUACAAUGAAUUUGUAUUAACCUCUGAAAAUUAUAUUAGAACUGUUACCGAUAUCAAAUUUGAAUGGUUAUCUGAAGUGGCUCCAGGUUAUAUUAAACAAAAAUCAUUCCCAAAGAAAACAAAAGAAGCAAUUCAAAGAAAUUUAAAAUAUACUAAAUAA
Molecule: messenger RNA, 2358 nt
Organism: Dictyostelium purpureum
Lineage: Eukaryota; Evosea; Eumycetozoa; Dictyosteliales; Dictyosteliaceae
Exons: 1
Coding region: 250-2358 (702 amino acids)
Cellular component (GO): intracellular anatomical structure; spliceosomal complex
Molecular function (GO): ATP binding; RNA binding; RNA helicase activity
Source: RefSeq, a predicted model, not a curated record